AUGAGUGUGGACGGCACUGGGUUCAAGUCCAGGCCCUGCCAGCUGUGUGAGCUUCAGCAGGUCCCCCAGCGCCCCUGGGCCUCACUUGCCUGCCGGCACAACAGGGAUGGUAAGAGCACCUCUUUCGGGGGUCACUGGAAGAACCCCACCACACCUACCCCGGAGGGCCUGGCCGUGGCAGGUGCAUCCCUGGGGAAGCCGGUUCGGCCAGACCUCGCGGAGCCGGGCGGUGGCGUGGGGACUCGGGAGCCGGCGGUCCCACCCCGCGGCGAGUGUCCUAGCAGCUCUUGGCUCACUCGCUGGGCCUGGACGCCACCCCAGUGCCCACCACCUGGGGAGUGGAGGGGUCAGCUCUGGAAGGUCCUCGGCAAGGCGCACCCGCACAGCCCCGCGCCGGGACGGGGAGACCUCGACGACGUGGCAGCAAGAGACGAAAACCCAGCCGUGUCUCUGCCCGGCCGGGCCCCGGGGCGCCGCAGGCUCCCCCGCCGACGCCCGCCCGCCUCCUGCUCCCCCGUGGCCCCCCGCGCUCUAGAACGGGGGGCUUCGCAGGAGAACGGCUGCUCUCUGCAUAUUUCACCUGCAGGCGAGGACACCGAGGCCCAGAGCAGUUCAGCGAUUCGCCAGACAUCACAUACCCAGCUGUGCUCUCCGCCCGGGAUGCUGUCGCCUGCAGCCGAAAGCCUCUCGAGAUGAAGAAAAAUGUCCGGGGUGAAAACGAAGACAAGCUGACUCCUUCGUGAAUGACCGGGAGCUUCUGCAGGGAAGGGCACCGCGAACCCCACUGUCUCGUGUGUUUGAAAUCUGCCGAUUUUACCAAACGUGAUCAGACGCUGGGGAACUACUCCUGCCCCCGCCCAACCCUCCUCUCCCUCCCCCGCCGCCCCCCCACCCCGUCACCCUGCUGGUCUCCAGCCCAGUUAAGGGGAAUGUCCACCGCAGAAGGCCCAGUGCCUCAGAGAGGAUGAAACACCCUCUAAAUGCACAUUAUUGUUAUUUUUAUUACCGGCAUCAGAGCAAACCACCAGUUUAAAAGAGCUAAUUUAGUUAGGUCAGGCAUAAGUGCUACUCGAGUUGAAAACUCAUUCUCCUUUGCGGUAUUUUCUUUUGGGUAUAAAUCAAGAGAAGGGCUCUAAAAAUAUUUUUAGUACCAGUGGCGUUCAAUCAUCUGGUCAGUCACCUCUCAGCACACUUACCGACGGGGACCUCCGUGUGAUUCCCCCGACGGGCCUGCCCACCGGCCUGCCUUCCUCCCUCCACUCAAACCGUAUCCGAUUUCACCGGUUCCAAAAGGGAGCGGAGAACUCCACCGCCCACGACUGUGCAGCGCGGGGGAGGGGCUCCACGGCAGACCCACGCUGUGUGGACCUGGGGGGAGCUCUCCUGGUUACAUGGGGUGGGGGGGCUCCCACGGGGUGGGGGGACUCCCCUCUCCACUCACCUGUGCCUCCCCAGAACGGCCCUCCCUCCCCCCCACCCCACCCCCCAGUGGACACACAACCCAAGUCCUCCUGUGAAAGUUAAAUAUCCCCGGGAGGCCAAACGCCGUGUACCAGGACUGGCACACGGGCCACUCGGCCGCUGGCCCCGCCUGAGCCCGGGGUGGACGUUCCUAAUCCAUCAGGCUCGGCGCCCACUAAGCGGGGGCCCCAGGCAGAUGCCCCCACGACCAGAGUCAGCCCGUGGGUGGGGACCGGCAGCCACCCCCACCUGAACCCCCGGUGGGGAAGAAGACCAGGACGAGGGAGAGGAAGGUGAUGGAUGUAACCCACGACGUGUACAAAAUUAA
This is a messenger RNA of Prionailurus viverrinus (fishing cat), 1789 nucleotides long. RefSeq lists its product as uncharacterized. The record is from RefSeq and is a predicted model, not a curated record. The transcript has 6 exons. Bases 1 to 696 code for a protein of 231 amino acids. Lineage: Eukaryota; Metazoa; Chordata; Mammalia; Carnivora; Felidae.